Molecule: messenger RNA, 798 nt
Organism: Heterostelium album PN500
Lineage: Eukaryota; Evosea; Eumycetozoa; Acytosteliales; Acytosteliaceae
Exons: 3
Coding region: 1-798 (265 amino acids)
Source: RefSeq, a predicted model, not a curated record
AUGGAUGAUCUUUUUUUAAGAACUAAAACUAAUUAUAUUUUCGAAGAGAUUGCCAAAGGUGGAAUCUAUAAUAAUCUUAUUUUGCACUUUGAAAAUGGUAGAAUCGAACCAGUAAAAGUAUAUACUGAUGAAAAAACUGCAAUUGAUAACUUUUAUAAUGAUGAAUUUAUAGUUAUAAUUUUAUUUUAUAAAAACACUGAAGAAAGAGAUAAAGAAAAGAAAUGGAUAAGAAUGUGUCAUGAAACUGUGUUCCAAAAGACCGGCGCUACUAAGGAGUAUAGAUUGGAUGAUAUUGACUCCCCAUUCUCAAACCAACUAUCUCUAUCCUAUAUUAGAAUAUUAAAAAGAGAUUCAACUAAACCAAGAAUUCUUCAAAAGGAAAUUGAGUACCCCUCAAUCCCCAAAGAGACAAGCAGAAUGAGACAACCUUCUCAACUCAAGUUUGAAGUAAACAUUGACAGAACCUCACAGAUUAUUCCAACACCAGAUCUGGGACUGUUAAGGAUAGUGAUAAGAAAAUACUACCAAAAUGAUAUUGAAAAAAGAAUGAAUAAGAUUCCUAGAAUCUUGGAAUACCGUUUCAAUCCCCAUGAGAAACCAGAGAAAAUAUUGAACGGUCAACUUCAAUCAAUACAAUCCAAUACUAAACAAUUUAUUAAUCUUAAUAUUAAUCACAUUAAUGAUAAGAUUUAUACUCUACCAUCUUUUAACCUCACUGAGACCAUAACUGAAUUUAUCUUUUGUUACAUUACAGUGAAAAGACAUUUUAAAAAGCUAUGUGAUGAGGAACUUGAAUGA